This is a messenger RNA of Fusarium vanettenii 77-13-4, 1761 nucleotides long. RefSeq lists its product as uncharacterized. Gene Ontology annotation, cellular component: nucleus. Gene Ontology annotation, molecular function: DNA-binding transcription factor activity, RNA polymerase II-specific; transcription cis-regulatory region binding; zinc ion binding. The record is from RefSeq and is a predicted model, not a curated record. The transcript is spliced from 3 exons. NCBI's taxonomy places the organism in Eukaryota, Fungi, Ascomycota, Sordariomycetes, Hypocreales, Nectriaceae. The coding region runs from base 1 to 1761 and encodes 586 amino acids. Gene Ontology annotation, biological process: positive regulation of transcription by RNA polymerase II.
AUGAGCGCUCCAUACAACAGACGCAUGGGCGCAUGCCUACAAUGCUCCCAAAGAAAGCGCAAGUGCGAUCAUAAGCAUCCUCGAUGCUCCCAAUGCCUUAAGAGAGGCCAGAUUUGUGAGCCCAAGACAUUCAGGUCCUUCACGCCGUCCGCUUUCAAUACGGCACGAUGGACUGAAGGGCUCUUGGGAUCGUCACUCGCAUCGGAGCCCAAUAGAGAUGGGGAAACGGAAUUGUCGCAUGCGCAGCGGACCCCUCUAUCCACUCUUGACACUCCUGUACCUACCCCGGACGGUCAUCAAAAGGAUCUCACAGAAGCGGGUCAUGAUCUAUGCGAAACGCCUAUUCGUCCAAGUGCUUACUCUUACUUCACUCUUGGACAUCCAUCACAGGCAACCAACCAUACCUCAAGCCCUCCAGGUCUCGGCCAUAUUCCAGACGCCUGGUACGAUAACUCCAUUAGCAUAACGGCAUUCCUAUCAGAGUUGCAUGAUUCGGCCAAGGAUACCAGUAAUGAAGGAAAUAUUACCCCGAAUGGAAUGGCGGUAGCCAUCCCCGAGUUUUUCCCACUGGAGGUUUCACCAAGCCAACUAUAUUGCCCGAUGCCUUGGCCAGACGACAUGCUUGCAUCGCCCGAGAGGCGCUUCCUCUGGCAAUAUUUCCUUUCCGCAGCCGAGACCGACUUCCUGUGCCUCGACUGGGAGGAUGUUGGUCACUUAUACGCGUAUCAGCACCCGUACGUCACCAACCUCCCUCAUAUGGCGCUUUCCAAUGCCGCCCUACGUGGAGCCAUUCUUUGCUUCAGUGCCGCCCAAUACCAGCUGCGCUUCGAGCGGGAAGAUUUCAUCGUCACGAAGAGUGUCACAUGUUCUGAGGCGGUUCGGUCCAUGGAACUCCAACUGUCGAGCACGACACGCGAUGAGAGUAAUUUGCUUUCCAUCGUUUAUGCGGCUACCUUACUCUACUCUUUUGGGCCUGAGCGUCGCGAUUAUCUCCGGAUAGCGUCACAGCUUGUCAUCGAGUUUUUGGCAAGAUGGAAACCAGAGACAAACGCAUCCAAGUCAUAUCCCGAGAUAACGCUGACGGAAUACCGCUGGACUGUCAUAUCUACUCUCUGUUCCUUGCAGAAGCCCAAUCCUGCUCUGGGCGACCGGAUCUGCCACAUGAUUGAGAUGGGAGACGAUGAAAUCGAACAAAAGUAUUCCAACGCAUUUCAAAGCUGGGUCAGCCACCCCAUUUACACAUUUUCACCUCGACUUGUCAAUCCCUUGUUGAGAAUCGGCCGGCUGUUGCAAAGUCAGCUUUCCCAACUCGAUGCAGGAGCUGAUCAUGAGCCCCCUCCAACUUGGGAGAGCAGAGUGGUUGAGGCAGAAGAAAUCCUCCUCCAAGCUCGUGAGCGAGAUGCAAACGUUUCAGAGUCGGCACUCGAUGGUGCAGAUCCAGUGGCUGUGGUCGCACUGAAUGAGUCUAUGUACGCGGCAAGUUCCAUCCUGCUCUACGCUCGCAUCCAUGGUCUCGCUUUCACAGCGCCAUUCAUCCGUCGCCAGACACGCAUCGUUGUGGACGAGAUCUCCAAGAUCCAGCCCACAUCGCAUGUCUCUUAUGCCAUAGUAUUCCCACUCUUUAUCGCCGGAUGCGAAGCCGUUGAGCCCCAAGUAAGGGAUGUAGUCAAACAGAGACUUCGGGAGCCUCGAGGAGUAUCGUAUAACCGUGGAGACGUUAUCGGCGCCCUCCAUCACGCUAUUCGAAUCACACCGGGCUGA